AUGAAGAGUGUAGCUAUCAUGUUGAAAGCCUCAAAUACAUCUAUCAGUCCCGCUGAAAAAGCCAAACUUGAAAUUGAGAAGGCCAAGUUAGAUAUUGAAAGAGUCAAAUUGGAGAUUGAAAAGAAGAAAAUUGCUAUGAAGAAGGAGAAAAUUGUCAUUGAAAAGACAAAAUUGAAUGUUGAAAACAUGAAGCUUGCUGUCCAGCAGGAGAUCUUGAGAUCAGUUAACAAUCAUUAUAAGGAUCAAAAAGCAGUGAUGAAGAAUCUCACAAACUUGAUCAACAGUGUCAGAGAGAAAGCACAGCACAUUUUCAUUGAAAUCAGUGACAAGGAAUCUGUUAACAGUGACAAUUCUCUUCUUCUCUCUGCAACUCUCACUGGUCUCUCUGCCAUCACUGCCAAUUCUCCCCCUCUCUCCUUCUCUGAUCUUCUGACUCUGAUGGGUGUUCUGAGUCCUCAGACUUAUGAAACAAUCACUGAAACAACUUUCAAACACCCGGCACCUGAUCACCUCAAAACCUCAACUCUCAAAUGUCAGAUGGCUGAUGACAGUGCCUCCCAGACCAUGGCUAAUUCAUAA
This is a messenger RNA of Blastomyces dermatitidis ER-3, 579 nucleotides long. RefSeq lists its product as uncharacterized. The record is from RefSeq and is a predicted model, not a curated record. NCBI's taxonomy places the organism in Eukaryota, Fungi, Ascomycota, Eurotiomycetes, Onygenales, Ajellomycetaceae. The transcript is spliced from 3 exons. The coding region runs from base 1 to 579 and encodes 192 amino acids.